This is a messenger RNA of Mercurialis annua (annual mercury), 1797 nucleotides long. Its product is annotated as polyadenylate-binding protein RBP47B'. The transcript has 8 exons. Lineage: Eukaryota; Viridiplantae; Streptophyta; Magnoliopsida; Malpighiales; Euphorbiaceae. The record is from RefSeq and is a predicted model, not a curated record. The coding region runs from base 148 to 1392 and encodes 414 amino acids. Gene Ontology annotation, molecular function: mRNA binding. Gene Ontology annotation, cellular component: cytosol.
UAUAACAAUAUGGGAAGGCCUCACAGUAAUUUUCUCUUUCCAAUAAACCCCGCGUUACACCAACUACCCAGCAACAUAAACCUAAGUUAUCAAGAAGGUCACCGGAAAAACAUACAGACGACGGAGAACUGCCAAUAUUAAACAUUAAUGGCAACCCACCCCGGCGGAUACCACCAACCCGCAACUUUAGAAGAAGUCAGAACCCUAUGGAUUGGUGAUUUACAAUAUUGGGCCGACGAAAAUUACCUCAGCUCUUGCUUCUCUCACACUGGCGAGGUGAUUUCAAUUAAAAUAAUUAGGAACAAGAUAACUGGCCAACCCGAAGGUUACGGGUUUGUGGAGUUUGUUUCUCAUCCAGCAGCAGAAAGGAUUUUACAGGCAUAUAAUGGGGCACAAAUGCCUGGAACUGACCAGACAUUUAGGCUCAAUUGGGCGUCUUUCGGUAUUGGCGAAAGACGUCCAGAUGGUGGACCUGAACAUUCUAUUUUUGUUGGGGAUUUAGCUCCAGAUGUUACUGAUUAUCUAUUGCAAGAGACGUUUAGGGUUAAUUAUCCAUCUGUUAGAGGUGCCAAGGUUGUCACUGAUCCGAAUACUGGACGUUCUAAGGGAUACGGGUUUGUGAAAUUUGGCGAUGAGAAUGAAAGGAAUCGCGCUAUGUCUGAAAUGAACGGUGUUUAUUGCUCGACGCGGCCAAUGCGGAUUAGUGCAGCAACACCUAAGAAGACUACUGCUUAUCCACAACAAUAUGCCACAGCCACUCCAAAAGCCGUAUAUCCUGCUCCAGCGUACACUGCACCUGUCCAAGUGGUUCCAGUUGAUAAUGAUAUCACUAAUACGACUAUUUUUGUUGGUAACUUGGAUCCUAAUAUCACUGAGGAGGAACUCAGGCCAAUUUUUCUGCAUUUUGGAGAGAUUGUCUAUGUCAAGAUUCCAAUGGGAAGAGGAUGUGGUUUUGUACAAUUUGCAACGAGGGCUUCUGCUGAAGAAGCCAUACAAAGGAUGCAGGGGCAUGUGAUUGGUCAACAACCGGUGCGCGUAUCAUGGGGCAGGAAACAGGAUGCAACUGGUAGUUAUGGUCAGCAAGUAGAUCCAUGGAGUGCAUAUUAUGGUUAUGGACAAGGUUACGAUGCUUAUGCGUAUGGGACAACGCAAGAUCCAUCAUUAUAUGCAUAUGGUGCAUAUGCUGGUUAUCCACAGUAUCCUCAACAGGUAGACGGUGUUCAGGAUAUCACCGGCGCCAUUCCAGUUGUAGAACAAAGAGAGGAACUUUAUGAUCCCCUAGCUGCUCCCGAUGUUGACAAGUUAAAUGCUGCUUACCUUACUAUUCAUGGAAAUGCCAUAUUGGGGCGGCCCUUAUGGAUGAAAACAUCAUCAUUUCCGCAACAAGCAUAGGCAUUACAACGUUUUCUUUAAUUCAUUAUGGUGCUUGUUUGGUUGUCUUAUCUCUGCAGCAUACUCGAGAAGUGUCCUUAUAUACAGGAAAUCGCCACCGAAGGGAAACGAACUUGCUUAGGAUCUGUUUAUUUGGCCCCCCUGUGCAGGAUGUAGCAUAAAUUUUUAGUUUAUUUUGUUAUCAUCUAUCGGGUUAGUUUAUUUUGUUAUCAUCUAUCGGGUUAGUUUAUUUUGUUACCAUCUAUAUGUGGUGACAUAAUUUUGUUAUGAAAAAAAUUUACUAUUCGUCUCAGAAUAUCCAUUGAUACAUAAUUGUGCUUUGUCCGACUGCUAAACGGUUUCAGGAUAUGUUGUAGUAUGAACAUGAACACACCCAUGACAAAUUUAAAGUUUCCUUCAGACUUA